AUGAAUGCUGAAGAUGGAUGCUCUAAGAUUUUUGCCAGGCAAAUUAACAAGCAAGCGAAACAAUUGGUGUACAAUGUACAUUCUUUCUUUAAACUAAGAAAACAAGAUCAAUCGUCUACGGAAUAUCAACAAGACGUAAACUUGAAUAAAUUGGUCGCGCAAGCAACAGGAAUAUCUUUAACAUCUAAAAUUGAAGAUGAGUACUGUCAACACGAUCAAAUACUCGACGACGCUAUGGACGAAAUGAUAAUUAAUUUACAAGAUAAUUCUAACUCGUCCAGUUGCACAGAUAGCGAAGACGGUAAUUCAAGUGAUAUGAAUAUUGAUAUUAGCGAGGAGGAAAAUAUAUAA
Parnassius apollo (apollo) is the source of this 351-nucleotide messenger RNA. Lineage: Eukaryota; Metazoa; Arthropoda; Insecta; Lepidoptera; Papilionidae. The record is from the annotation of a GenBank genome assembly.